Ruditapes philippinarum (Manila clam) is the source of this 3060-nucleotide messenger RNA. RefSeq lists its product as uncharacterized. The record is from RefSeq and is a predicted model, not a curated record. The transcript has 7 exons. Bases 136 to 1722 code for a protein of 528 amino acids. Lineage: Eukaryota; Metazoa; Mollusca; Bivalvia; Venerida; Veneridae.
AUUAAAUAUAUUUUGAUUACUCUUUCCUGUCUACUUUCCUUAAUUUUAAGUACUUAUUUCAAAGUUUCAGUAAAAACAAUCGUUUGUGAAACAAUGUAUGAAGAGCGAUUAUUUAAAUAAUGAAGUGUAAUUAUCAUGGCGGCUUACAAAUUUAUUUUAGAAAUAUUACGUAUCCAUGGAAAUAUAUGUUUUACUGACACGCGUUUUAGACGAAGUGGAAUACACAAUGCUAUGUUUAUCAAAAUAGUUGUGAUAUUAGCUAUUUUUACACCUUCUAGGGCUGAAGUAAAAACAUGUGGAAACCUGACGAUAGGGUAUUAUUGCCACGGAAACCAUGCCGAUGCUAAAAUUAGUCUUGUUCCAAAUGACUUCAUCGCAGUUUCUGUUCAAGACAAUGAUUUAAGGUGGUGGUAUUUUUCGAACGGGCAAUAUACUCGUAUAAGUCAUGAUGUUAGGCCAGCAAAAUAUGAGGAGAAUGUUUUCUCAAUUACUAUUCAUAAUCUUAAUGAAUCAGACGCUGGCAAAUAUCCCCUGGGUUGUGUGUAUCAAGGGCAGACUUACAGAAGUAGGAACGAUAUUUCAUUGGAUAGCAAAGCUGGGUUAGAUUUAGGAUGUGACAUAGAAAGUUCAACAUACAGUGGAAUUUCACAAACAACAAGAAUUCAUGUUAACAGUACUGGAUAUACUCCUUCGACGGCGGAGGUGGGGGAAACACCAAGCGUUGUAUUUACUAGCAUAGUCAUUACUAUCGUGGCGAUAUGUUCCGUGAUUGUCGUGCUGGUUUUUGCCGGAACGGUAAUAUUUGUUGUACGUAAAAGGGGAAUAACUCACAGGGCAUUAUCUCGUUUGGCGAGCCAUGAAGACAGUUCCACUGCACACCUUCAUAGGGAUACCGAGCCAAGUAUGUCGAAUUGUGCCAGGACCAGUAAUAUAUACAACGAAAUUGAUACUGACAUUAGUAAGAGAGACAAACACGGUUUCAACAAUUCGAAACUAUCUCUGUUAACAUUGCAACAAUCCCCUGCCCUUCCAAAGCGCCCAUCCAAUGCAAAACCAAUAAAACAUGACACUGAAUUAGAAUACGACAUGAUAAAGGAGGAUACAAAACAUUCCAAAGUGAAUGCCCCAAUACCUGGGGCUAGCAAGAAUGGUUCGUUAGAUGAUGACGAUUAUGCAACGAUAAGUCAAAAGGAAUAUCGUUCAGAAGACGUGAGAGACAAGGAAGAUAUACUGAACGACUCUAUACCAGAGUAUUCUAAAGUAGUGAAACGUCCAGUAUAUGCCAAAGUUCAAAAACGAAAAGAAAACGUUACUGGUACUUCUAAAGAAGCUGUUAAACAACAGAAAGACACAACGUAUACGAAUGAAUAUAAUGUUAAAUUUCCUGCUAUUGACUAUGCAAACAUUGUUACAAAGCUGGGGAACAACGAAAUAGUCACGUUAGAUGAGCCAGCAAAAUAUUGUAACCUUGCAGUGAGACGGAGGAGUGAGCGAAUGGCAAGUAGUAAAAGUCUAAAGUAUGCUGUUCUGGACCAUACUAACUGUGAAGCAUAUCUGAAGGAACAAAACUGUGGACCAUACGAUCUUCCUGAUUUUGUGAAACUCGUCAACUGUCAAUAUGCGUCAAUAGAUUUUAACAAGAAAGCUUUUGUCGCGCCUAUUCGGAAGGCCCCGUCUUCUUGGUAUAAGCGAAAUCGGAAACAACAAAAGAAGAAGGUUUAGAAUUGGGCUUAAAUAUACAAAUGAUUAUGACUGUGUUUAUUUCUUACUAAAUACUGCUAUGGUAUUGUCUACAGCGAUAGAACAUCAAUAAUUCAUUAAAACAUGCAAGUGUCGAAUUUUAUUUGAUUUCACGACAAGAUCAAUGUGGUUGAAAGAUAUGUUUUAAUAUUUUUAUUAUAAGAUGACUUGCUACUAACUUAAAUAUUAGCAGUUGAAAAAACAUUACUUUAAUUCAGGUGUUUUCUUUAAACAUUUAUAUACAUUUAUAUCAAUAAAUGGAUGAUUAUCCUUAUCUGUAAUCUAACAGUGAUCAAAGUAAAUGUUUUAUAUAUUUCUAUUAUAUUUCUAUCUGUUUGAUAACUUAAUUUUGUAGAAUAGUAGAAUAGAAAUGAUAAUUUAAAUUUAAUUAUUUCAAAUUGUUAAAGUGACAUUAUGCUCAUCCAAGAAUAAAUGAUGAAUAUCCGGGUAAAUGUCAAAGUUUAAUUACAUUUUGUCAUAGGUAUUUUCAAUUUUAUUAUCUACUUCACAUGUAUAAAUUACUAACCCAUGUGACUCACGGAAAAUUCUAUGAAUUUACCGGUAAUGUUCAACUGAAAUAAAGGAGUGUAGCAGUCUUUUUGCGAUUCAGACAGUUUUUAUGUGUUCUCGUAAAUAUUUCCCGUUGUCACUCAUUUGUCAAUGACAAUUAUGAUCAAUCUUUUUAAAAAAUAAAGCUAAUUUAAUUAAGGAUAUACAUUGCUUUACUUUACGUAAAAUAUAUUUCAAGCAGAAAUUUAGUAUAAUCUAAGAAAUUCUUACUGAAUAUGUUAAAUUCAAAUUUUAAAAUAAUGUACAAACUAUGUAUGGGAAGCUGCAUUACCUAUUGCGGGUCAAGUAAAGUUGGUCCUUUCUUUAAAAAAAUAAUGACAGUUUUUUAUUGUUUUGUUUUCUAAAUGACACUAUAUAUUCAUAUUGUGACUACUUAUAGUGUGUAGAGUUUGAAACAUAACUUACCUACUUUGUGUAAAGUCAAAACAUAUUUAUUUUAUAUUUAACAAGAGACUGUAUCAGUCAUAAAUGUUUUCAAAUAUCAAAUAUGUCCAUAGAGUAUCUUAAAAUUGACAACGAAAAAAACAGCAUAAUGUAACUUCUAUUAAAUUUUGACCAAAGGGAGUUAACCAAAUGAAUAUUCACUGAGGAAAAUAUACUUAACUCUUAAUAGUAAAAGUUAUUUGGAGAAUAAUUAAACAUUUUAAAGCCAUGUUUUUGUUAUUAGUAAUUUUGUUUAUUUUUAUAUUUAUGAAUUCUUUUGUUGAUAGUUGUCUUGAUGUUGUUGCUCAAUUAAAUAAAAGCUAUAUA